GAGCCGCUGCAGCCAUAAAGGAGGCUCCACACACACAUCCGUCUGGAAGGAAUUAGACAGCUGAAACAGCGGCGCAGAGACUUUUGGCCACUUCUGUGCGCUCUGAGUAACCUGGAUGCUUAGGAGGGGAACUCUAGAAAUAUUUACAUCCCCCCUCAAAGAGCGAAAAAACACAGAGCGAUAUAGCUCACAUAUUAUCAUUACAGAAGGAGCCCUUUUUUUGUUUUUGCUAAUUAUGACUGACGCUGCCAAAGUUGAUGGCUUUUUGUAACUUUUUGGGGGAAAAAAUGAAUUAAACUGACAGAAGUUGAUGGAGAAGAAUAUUUAUCUUUUUUUAUUGUCUACUUUUUAUUUAUACUUUUUUAUAUGAAUGAUGCCAAAGUUGACUGACAUGAUGUUUGUACACCAAAAGAUGCAUGUGCUCCACAGUUACAGAGAGACUUAGAAGUUAGAGAAGUCCUGGUAACUUUUACGCAUCCUGCAGGGCACACAUCAAGGAACGCGCACGGUUCUGAUUCUUAUUUUUAUUUUUAUUUUUUUGUAAUUGAUGAGGAUCAUUUGGAGAGGAUUCAUGAGAGUCACAACUUCUCAAACUUUGUUGCUACUUUCUGUCCCUGUGGAUCGGCACCGCAGCCACCGGAGUUGACCGCAUCCUUCAUCCAAGGACGAGCGAGAGGACCGCAGCUGCUUCAAGAUGAAAUGUCAAAGAGUCCUCACCUACCUGAGGAUAUUUGGGACCACCAUGUUUGGCGUGUCCCUCCUUGUGGGCAUCUCCACUGCCUACAUCAUGGGCUACCAGUUCUUCACCACGGCCCACAAUCACCUAUCCUUUGGCCUGUACGGCGCCAUCUUGGUCGUCCACCUCAUCAUCCAGAGCCUCUUUGCACUCUUAGAACACCGGAACAUGCGGCGUUCCCUAGAGACCCCAAUUAAACUGAACAAAUCCUUGGCACUGUGCAUUGCAGCGUAUCAAGAGGACCCAAACUACCUGAGAAAAUGCCUGGUGUCGGUGAAGAGGCUGACAUACCCGGGGAUCAAAGUGAUCAUGGUGAUCGACGGGAACUCAGACGACGACUUGUACAUGAUGGAGAUUUUUAAAGAGAUCAUGGGAUGGGACAAGUCGGCCACAUACGUGUGGCGGAGUAAUUAUCACAGCAGGGGCCCCGAGGAGACGGACGAGAGCUUCACCGAGAGCCUUCAGCAAGUGUCCAGGACUGUGCUGAACAACAAGUGUGUGUGCAUCAUGCAGAAGUGGGGAGGGAAGAGAGAGGUCAUGUAUACGGCCUUCAAAGCACUAGGGAGGAGCGUGGACUAUGUGCAGGUGUGUGACUCUGACACCAUGCUGGACCCGGCAUCAUCAGUGGAGAUGGUGAAGGUUUUAGAGGAAGACCCGAUGGUGGGCGGCGUUGGAGGAGACGUACAGAUCUUAAACAAAUACGAAUCCUGGAUCUCCUUCCUGAGCAGCGUCCGGUACUGGAUGGCCUUCAACAUUGAGCGGGCCUGCCAGUCCUACUUCGGCUGCGUUCAGUGCAUCAGUGGGCCUUUAGGAAUGUACCGAAACUCCCUCCUGCACGAGUUUGUUGAGGACUGGUACAAUCAGACUUUCAUGGGAUCCCACUGCAGUUUUGGGGAUGACCGUCAUCUCACCAACAGAGUCCUCAGCCUCGGGUACGCAACCAAAUACACUGCACGAUCAAAGUGCCUCACCGAGACGCCGAUUACAUAUUUGCGGUGGCUCAACCAACAGACUCGGUGGAGUAAGUCAUAUUUCAGAGAAUGGCUCUACAACUCCAUGUGGUUCCACAAACACCAUCUAUGGAUGACUUAUGAGGCUGUGAUCACCGGCUUCUUCCCGUUUUUCCUCAUCGCCACUGCAAUCCAACUCUUCUACCAAGGAAGGCUCUGGAAUAUUCUGUUGUUUCUGCUCAUUGUGCAAGCAGUGGCGCUGAUAAAGUCGUCAUUCGCCAGCUGCCUGAGAGGUAACAUUGUCAUGGUGUUCAUGUCGUUCUAUUCUGUACUGUACAUGUCGAGCCUGUUGCCAGCCAAAAUGUUUGCAAUAGCGACAAUCAACAAGUCUGGAUGGGGGACGUCUGGGAGGAAAACAAUAGUGGUGAACUUCAUCGGUCUGAUUCCGAUAUCGGUCUGGUUCACCAUCCUCUUCAUCGGGAUUCUAUACACGAUUGUACUUCAGACUAGAAAACCCUUCCCUGAAUCAGAGAAGAUUGUUCUGAUCGUAGGAGCAGUCGUCUAUGCCAGUUACUGGGUCAUACUGUUGACGUUGUACACAGUGCUCAUAAACAAAUGUGGGAAGAGGAAGAAGGAAACACACUAUGAUAUGGUGCUGGAUGUAUGACUUACAGACUACAGUCAUCCUUUACCACUGAACUCUCUUGGGUUGUUUUCACUCAUACCCUGUUGUUGGAAAGCAGAUGUUUUACAGAUGCUGAGCAGCUCUGGAGGCAAAACUGGUUGAGUUCAAUCAAAAUGGGCAAAGAACCCAAGUUUUUUGUUUUUCAAACUUGAAUAGUAUACAACAUAUAAAUGGCAUAUUCUUACCAUAAUGUAUCUAGCUGAAGAUCAAUGAAUGUGGCUAAUGGGCUAACUUGGAUAACUCAGAAUGGCAAGAUAGUAUGUAUUACAGUUGGCAGCAAGAGUGCUAGGCUUCUUCAUAUUAGCUACCUCUUACCCAUGUCAUUUUCACUGGGCUUCAGUCUAACAUUAGCAACUUAGCCAGAGAAACUGUGGAUUUUUGGUUUCCUCCAUUGGGGUUUAACUUGACCAGUAAGAAUAUUUUACCUCCAGAGCAUCCAAGAAAUGUACCUACACCCCAACUAAAAAGCAAUCUAUGUGUUGCCCCCAUUAUGCGAAGUCAAAUGACUGUCAAAUGACUGCAUGACAUUAAUGAUGACAUUAGUAGUAGUGAUUUUACCACAAGUGAUGAAGAUGCACAAAAAAAUACUGCAUGCUACAUUUGUUAGUUCUGGGGGCAAUGCAUGGAUGUACCUUUUCAGUGUUUUAAUCUGUUUGGGGAAGAGCUAUCUAAUCAAUCUGCAAAGCAUGAAGGGUUGCAGACAGGGCUUUAACAUGGAGAGCUGCUCACUUUCUUUUGGAGCACUCAUGUCAUAUGGGAAAGAUAUAAACUACCUUGUACUCCUCAGAAGUUGAGCUCGUAGGCAGUAGCUAAAUCCCACAUCUGGAACUGGCAAGAGGAUCAGAUAACCUUGUUUCUGAUGCCUAGAACAAGAAAGCACUUGUCAUGUACCCUGUGGAAUAUUUUAACAUUGUAAAUUCAUAAUUACUACUCCUAAUUUCCUCUGCAGUACACAACGAUUUUCUGUUAUAUCAUAUCAUCACUAAUGGUGUAAAGCAGAUACAGGUGCAGUAUGUUUGUUGUUAUUCCCAUAUGACAUGACUGCAUUUUUUUUCGUAACGUUUACAAAGUGAAGAAUCUCAAACUGAUCACUGAUUGGUAGAUAUAAUCUCCACCUGAUCAGGUGAACAUGUGACCACAAGAGAGAGACGGUGUAUCAUUGCUGCUGUGACUGUUUAAAUUUUUUUUUUUACAGAAAAUAAUGACUUUUGUUAUUCUUUUUAAAAAAAUAUUAAUUAUGAGUGUAUGUUGCAAAAAAAAAGGUUUUAACACAAUUAUUGUUAAUGUAUUUCUUUCUACCAAGUUGAAUGAUAACCACCAAGCAGACAAGGUGGACGUGUUCCAAUCCAAAGACUUUGUGAUUUUUUGCCUUCCACAUGCCCUUGCUCUCUUCCAUUCUUCACAUACUGUAUUGAGGAUAAUGUGGCUACAUCUCAAUGCUUCCUUGCACUGUGCUGAACAUUGCAACGGAAAGACUAAAUGUGAUAAGACAAUGUUAGUGUACCUACAGUGGGAAAAGUACUACCUGAUAAUAGGAAUGUGAAUAAGGGCACUUGAUGGAAGGGAGCAGCAUUUUGAAUGGAAUGAAAUAAGUCCAAUGUUUGCUUUAGACCAGGAGCAGACAUAAGUUUAAUUCUUACGCACUUUUAUGUCUCUCCCGUUGUCCAGCGUGAUGCUUGACGUAAUCAAUAUGAAAUACCUCAGUGGUUCUCUAUGCAUUGCAUUAAGGCAUCAGGAUGCCGUCCAAAGACUGAUGCAUUCUGACGGUCUCAAGUAAUUUAUGAUCUGUUUGUGAUAUGAAAUAUAAAAGUGUCCUUUUUAAUAUACGCAGUUCCGUAUUAAGUCAAAGCUGGAUUUCUCUGCCUUGUCUGCCCUUUGCUGUAGCGGUUUACUUAUUUUUACUUUGUAUUUCAAUGCAUUUUUAUAUAUAGACGUUUUUAUUCUAUUUUUGCUUAGCUACCAAAGAUUCUUUAUUUUCAUUCAUGUUUUUGUAAGAAAAAUGGAAAAAAAAUGUAUUUGUUGUGCUUUCAACUGUUCUGAGAAUGACUUGUGUAUCUGACCAAACAAUGUGAAAAUAUGAGCUGGGGGUUUUGUCUGCAAUAACAACAAUAAAAAUGCAAUUUGUAGGGAUAAGUUAUUGAUUUCAAGAAAAAGAGAUGAACCUGUGUUUUUUUUGUACUUAGAUAGAAAACCAGCAUAUUUAUUUAAGACCAUUCUGUGGUUUAUAGGACUCUGUACUUAGUAAGAAGCUCUCUGGUAUACAUGUAAACCCCUAAAGGUUCCAUAUGUCUACACUGCGAAAGCAAUAAAUACAUUCAGAAAUGAUUGUCAAUAUAAACCACAUGUGAACAUGAUUUGUAGAUUCUGUUUUUUGCAGCAUUGAAACUUGUAUGACAUUGUGGCUUCUAUGUUCAGACCUUAGUACAAUUGACAAUAAAGGCAAAGCAGACUGUAAACUUUCAUUUCAAAACAUUUCAAAAACAUUUGCACGAAAAUGCAGUCAUCUGCAAAUUGUGUAUACUUUCAAAUUGAGAGGUGCCUUACUGAGCGAUGACAAACAAAAAACUGAGUAACAUUUUAUACAGUUUGAAGGUUUGGUAAUUUUUCAAGCUGUAAUGGAUGAGACUGACAUUUAAAUCAUGAGGUUAUUUUCAUGCCAACCUAGUCUUGGGCAGUGUUAUCAUGAAGCACUUUUGUGUUGUGCCAAAUAAAAACAACUAUUGUUUUAA
Molecule: messenger RNA, 5100 nt
Organism: Amphiprion ocellaris (clown anemonefish)
Lineage: Eukaryota; Metazoa; Chordata; Actinopteri; Pomacentridae
Gene: has2
Product: hyaluronan synthase 2
Exons: 4
Coding region: 695-2353 (552 amino acids)
Biological process (GO): hyaluronan biosynthetic process; extracellular matrix assembly
Molecular function (GO): hyaluronan synthase activity
Source: RefSeq, a predicted model, not a curated record